CGUGAGAGUGUGAGAUACGCGGGUCCUCAGCUUGCUCUGCUCCUCCGUCUGAGAAAUACCAACCACCGGCUACUGCGGGGACUUACUAAUCCUCAACUGGAUUUCAUUACACGGACUUAGAACUUUUUAAAUAUAACACAGUUUGCUUCUCUCUCACUCGGGGGAUACCAGCAAAUGCAGCGUGUGAUUAAACCACAAAAUAGUCACUUAACCUUGGCAAAGUGUAAAUUACGAUAAAUACGGACUGGGCACAUCUAGUCACGAAGUUUUUUUUGUGCAACUAUGCAACUCACAGGUGCUACUACCUUGAGGGUAUUUUAUUAAUUUAUGCUUUAUAGGCGUAACUUACCAAUCAUUUAAAUUGCACAGGUCUGCCAAGUAUGUCCCAGUGUACAAUCAUCUACCGCAGGUGCCCGUCCACCGGAAUGAAAUAUAUAAAAUAACAAAUGUAGGGGAAAGGACUAUACUUACAGCCACUGGGAUGAAGUGAAUGUACAGCCGACGAGAGCAUGGGAGCCGAAAUGAACGCCAGCAUGGACGCGGCCAGCCGCGGCGGCGAAGCUGCCUUUCCGCAGCAUGUCACAGUCAUUUUAGCCGUUUUGAUGGUUACAUUGGUUAUUGUCACGGUCCUUGGGAACGCGCUGGUCAUUUAUGCGUUUAAAGUGGACCGGAGUCUCAGACGGCAAAGCAACUACUUCCUCUUAAACCUGGCGAUAUCUGAUUUUCUUGUUGGUGCCUUCUGCAUUCCUUUCUACAUCCCCUACAUCCUGACUGGCAGGUGGAUGCUGGGAAGGGCUCUCUGCAAACUCUGGCUGGUGAUGGACUACCUGCUGUGCACCGCCUCAGUCUUCAACAUCGUCCUCAUCAGCUACGACCGCUUCAUGUCCGUGACCCGGGCCGUGUCCUACAGGGCCCGGCAGGGCAUGACGAACUCGGCCAUGGUGAAGAUGGCGGCGGUGUGGUUGCUGGCCUUCCUGCUGUACGGGCCCGCCAUCCUCUUCUGGGAGUGGGUUGUAGGCAGGAGCAACGUGCCGAGCGGCGAGUGCUUCGCCGAGUUCUACUACACCUGGUACUUCCUGCUGAGCGCCUCCACGCUGGAGUUCUUCUCGCCCUUCAUCUCGGUGACCUUCUUCAACCUGAGCAUCUACCUGAGCAUCCGCCGGCGGAACCGCGAGCGCGUACAGCGGGCCCCGGGGCCGAGGAGCCCGCCUCGCCAGCAGGUCGCCACGGGCGCCCCCUCCUCCCUACUCCGCAGCUCCAACCUCGUCCCAGAGAGGGACGCCAUCUCGGCAGACACCAAGUCUGCCCUGGCCCAGGCCGCUGCUUCCGAGGCGAGCCCAGUUAGGAGCUCCCAGAAUCUGCGACUAUCCCGGGACAAAAAGAUCGCCAAGUCACUGGCCAUUAUUGUGUGCGUCUUCGGAGUCUGCUGGGCGCCUUACACCCUCUUGAUGAUCAUCCGGGCGGCCUGUAGUGGGCGCUGUGUAGAGCGUCACUGGUACGAGGUCACCUUCUGGCUCCUGUGGCUCAAUUCGGCCAUUAACCCCUUCCUGUACCCUCUCUGUCACAGCAGCUUCCGAAGGGCCUUCGCCAAGAUACUGUGCCCCAAGCGGGUGGCCGUGCAACACCUCGGGGAUCCCCACUGCUGCCACUGACACCAGGUGGCGCUCUCCAAUCAGGGUAACUUCACAGGCAGUGCCGGUUCAUUCCCGAGAAACAAACAUUCUGCCGCCUGGAAAUGUAUAUCUUUAGACGUGGCUGUUAUCGAUGUAGAACUUCACAGUAAACCUGUACCCCUGUAAACCACAUCCCCCAUUCCUCUGUAAAGGUGCUCCCAGAACUCGUGUCCGCAGAGUUCCUGUCGACGUUCUAAACCCUAAGCUUCUGGCGGAUGAGGCACCUGUGACAUCGAGUCAUGCACUUCGCGUUAUGGGCGGACAUGGGAGCAGCAAGGCAGAGAGACCCAGGAUCAGCAAUGGGGGGAGAUGGUAUGACUCACUUCCCAAUGGGUUACAGCGGGCAGUGAGUGACAUGGCUGAGGAAUCCCACCAAUCCUGGGUUUUUCGCCCCUCUUCUCCCAUUAUUGGUUUUGGGACCUGAAAAACACUGUGCGAUUCAAUGAAAUCAAGACGACCUCCUCGCGUGAAUUUUAUUAAGGCUUUCGUCAAGAAGAGUCUGUGCACUUUUACAUAUAAUUAUAUAGCGUGUGAUAUUUUCACCGAAGCGACUAACGCGCGGUGGGUGUAUGUAGGGCGAAAUAAAGAGCGUAAACACAUCAGCACAUAAUCAGUAGGUUCACAAACUGCCUACUGUGUGACGUACGGUAUUAGUCCGAAAUACGCAGAAAUAACAGAUACAACACACACUACAAAGGAUAGACGUUAAAGACACAUAGAAAUUACCGCUAAAUAAAGCCAAGGACAUCAGUUAAAGACGUGUUUGUGGGUGGGGAUUGAAUUCGAGGCGGUAUAUUAGUGACAUUAGACUAAAAUGUAUAAAUAAAUGCAGCAAUUAGCAACGAAUCCCAUAACGCAGCACCGUUAGAGUUUCGCACGAAAUUCAUCAGGAUCCAGUGAGAAGUCUGGAGCUCAAGUGCCAGUUAAGGAGGCGAGCCCGUGCCCUUUCCUGUCAAGCGGACGGGGGACCCCAUGGGGCUCGGGAGGAUGUGCAGGGGCCACAUAAAUAAACGGCUGUCUUAAUCAUCAGCAGUCAAUAAGGCCCUCCUCAAAAAGGUUAUGAGGGUCGGUGUGUGAAAACCAACGCCGAUGGCCACAGCAGGCUGCGGGUUUUCAGCCUACCGGAGCACAUAAGCAUGCGACCGAACCGGUUAUUACGCUAAUUAAGUCAAUUUAGUCUCAUUGCCGAGGCUGUUAGCGACUUAAGAGGCACCGGGAAACCUGUCAUUGGAAACCGGCACUGCGAGUGGGACUGAGCGGCACGACUCAUAUUCGCAGGUGAAUCUAUGUUCGCUUUUCUGAGAUCCGCAGCUAUAUGCGAGUGCGUUUUUUUUUUUUUGUCUUUUUCUAAAAACGAUUUUUGGAUCUUUUGUACGCAGGCAUGUCGGGGUACUGCUUUGUGUCAGUGUUUGGCCGCUCGUUCACGUCAUUACAAGAUGUUGCCUAAUCUACCAUCAUUUUCUCCAGGCUGUUAGUCAUGUCCCUAGUGCCAUUAGACUAGAGCCCUGAAGAAUGUCAGUUGAAAAAUCAAUGAAAGAAAUAUAAAAUAGAUUUUAAGUAACGUCAUAAAUAAAAAAUAUGUAAAUUCGUCAAUUUAUAUUUGCGAAACACAUAUUGCAAAGUGCAUGAAGUUAUUAAGUUGAAUUAUUUUUUAGUGAUUAUUUCAUGAUGUGCAGAAGGUACUAGAACUAGCCGUUUGUCUGCUCUAGGUGGUUGAGUUUUUUCAGCAGGAAAUAUUGCUUCACCUACUUGGAAAGGCUGGUCCCAUACAGGUAUAAAGAAGCAGAAUUGAGAAACUACGACUGGCAAGAACAUUUUGCCAGAUAUAAUUUGUUUGUCCAUAAGGGGGCAGCACUGGAAAGCAGAUUAAGCAGUAUAACUAGCUUUGCCAUCUGUUUGGAUGCCUUGAUGCUCCAGUUGCGGCCAGAGCAUGGUGAUGUCAUGCCAUUGACUAACUCGAUUAAUGGCCAUCAGUUAAAAAAAGAAGUUUUAUAUAUGACUGUAAGUAGUAUUGCGUGUUAAAUAAGGCUGAUAGAAAAUAUAACGGGAACUGACACCAGAGCGCGAUUCCUGUACUUCCGGAGUGAACGGGCACUAAUAAAAUGGUAAUGUCCAUUGAAUAUGUUAUACAGGUAUUAUGGGCUUCCGUGAUCAAAUGUGUAUGAAAGAUAUAUAGAUUAACCGAACUGAAGAUUUGCAUAAACAGACACCAUGUGACCACCGUCGCGUGGGAGCUGGAAUGAAGGGGCUUUGCAAAAUCUUCAUCGCCAGAUUUUUGCAAUAAUCAGUGAUAUUUAUGAAACCUGUUUACAUAGUUAUUGUCCUUUUUUAUAGGCUAAAUUCCCAAAAUGUGUGUGCAUUCGAUAUAUAUCUUGUCAGAUAAUUUAAUGCAAGAUUUAUUCCACUGCUUUUUAUGAUGAUUUCGCACAAUUAUACAGCAACUACUUUUAAAUAAUAAAUCGACAAUGUACCAGAGAAGAAA
This is a messenger RNA of Brienomyrus brachyistius, 4155 nucleotides long. Its product is annotated as histamine H3 receptor-like. Gene Ontology annotation, biological process: adenylate cyclase-activating adrenergic receptor signaling pathway. Gene Ontology annotation, cellular component: membrane. NCBI's taxonomy places the organism in Eukaryota, Metazoa, Chordata, Actinopteri, Osteoglossiformes, Mormyridae. Gene Ontology annotation, molecular function: histamine receptor activity. The record is from RefSeq and is a predicted model, not a curated record.